AUGAAAUGGAUCAUAGGAGACGGUCAGAGGACUAGAGUAUGGUUUGAUAAUUGGCUUCCUGGACCGCAUAAUGUUGCUCCUGAUGGUCCUGCUUCCUCUGCUUUACCAAAUUUGUUGGUCAAGGAUCUUCUUGCUCCUUGGGCACAUGAUACUGCAUACUGGAUGUAUAGCAAGAUUGGAGCCUAUACCAUUAAAACGGGCUAUCACAUUCAGAAAGCUAUUGACAAGGAGAAUGCUCAUAAUUCGGUUCCUUCCGAUCCUAUAAAGCUCUUCUGGUGGAAGUGUAUCCACAAUGGUCUUCCUGUUGCAGAAAGUCUUAAUAUCAGGGGCUGUAGAGUUUAUAGGUACUGCCAGUUAUGUGGGGAGGAAGUAGAAAUGGUGAAACAUAUGCUUUUUGGCUGUAGAGUUGAUAGAGAAGCUUGGAACCUAUCACUGUUGAAUACUUGUCCCCAAUUUGAUCAUCUGAAUACAACUCUUAGUCUCUUACAGGAACUCAUUGAACGUAUGCAACAAGGCUUAACUGAUACACUUCCAUUCUACCUCGGGUGGAGAUUAUGGAAGAUGUGCAAUAAGGUUGUUUAUGAGAACAAAAGAGAUCACAUUAUCCAAGUUAUCCACGCAGCGAUGAUGGAUAAGCAACUGUGGGAAGAAGCGCAAAAUCAUAACUCAGUCAAUAAUCCACAACAUUCAGCUGUAACCCAAGUUCAGGUCGCCUUCCCUCUGAGCUCGCUUCUCCAUUCUCUUCCCCAACAUAUAGACCAUUUAUGUCUUGUAGAUGCAUCCUGGAAGUCACCAGAAGAUCAAGCUGGUAUAGGGUGGUCCUUAACAAGCAUAGAAGGCACUCCUAGACUUCAAGAAAGCUCUGCAAUUGAGCUUACCUCAUCAUCAUUGGUAGCAGAAGCAAUGGCCAUGUUGCUAGCGGUUCAACAAGCGCAAACACUCAGGUACGAUAAUGUUAUUUUCAUAGGGGACUGUGGGGAGCUAUUCAAGUGCUUAAGAAUGGAAGCUAUAGAUGGGAGAAUGCAUGCAACUUACAUAAACGAAGCAACUUCCAUAGUUAAAGAUAUAGUAAACAUUGCUAAGCAAAAUAGUUUCCCCUUUCUUUAUGUUCCUAGAUACCUUGUUGUAACUGCUGAUCACUUAGCAAAAAAAGCCAGGUGGAAUAAACAACAAUAUGUAAUCACCUGGCACUAG
Messenger RNA from Brassica napus (rape), 1194 nucleotides. RefSeq lists its product as uncharacterized. Gene Ontology annotation, molecular function: RNA-DNA hybrid ribonuclease activity; nucleic acid binding. Lineage: Eukaryota; Viridiplantae; Streptophyta; Magnoliopsida; Brassicales; Brassicaceae. The record is from RefSeq and is a predicted model, not a curated record. The transcript is spliced from 3 exons. The coding region runs from base 1 to 1194 and encodes 397 amino acids.